This is a messenger RNA of Struthio camelus australis, 577 nucleotides long. RefSeq names its product serum amyloid A protein. The record is from RefSeq and is a predicted model, not a curated record. NCBI's taxonomy places the organism in Eukaryota, Metazoa, Chordata, Aves, Struthioniformes, Struthionidae. Gene Ontology annotation, cellular component: extracellular region.
CUCUUUCUUUAUGUUUGAAUCACUUAUAAAUACCCUUUCUGACUGACUCUGAGGACAUAAGACAAAACUUCAUCUCCUUGUGGCUUCGCUCUUCUGCAGCAGUCCGUGACAGCCUUGGGAAAGGAACUAUGAAGCUCUGUGUCUGCUUCGUGUUGCUCUCCAUCAUUGCAUGUGCAAGUGCUGAAAACCCGUUAUACAGGGGUGGAAAAUUUGCCUGGGAUGCCAUAGGAGGGGCAUGGGAUAUGUACAGAGCAUACCAAGACAUGCGUGAGGCAAAUUAUAAAGGUGCUGACAAAUACUUCCAUGCUCGUGGGAAUUACGAUGCUGCCCAAAGAGGCCCUGGCGGUGCUUGGGCUGCCACAGUGAUCAGCAACGCCCGGGAGAAGUGGCAGAGCCAGGUGAGCGGCCGCGGCGCCGAAGACACGCGUGCUGACCAAGAGGCCAACGCCUGGGGCAGGAGUGGCAGGGACCCCAACCACUACCGGCCGGCCGGCCUCCCCUCCAAAUACUAACGGGGUCCCUCUCUCCCUUUACCCCGUGCUCCGCAUAGCCUGAAUAAAGACAUGUCCCCGCUUUA